AUGGGGAUGAACUUACUUGAGACUGCCAAUGGGUUCGUCGGCCGCGACGUUAUUUUUCGGCCGAUUCAAUUCGAGCGGUACCGGAAGCCGUGUGUGGUGAGUUACCCCCGCCGUGCGGUGGUGCUGAACCCAAACCACACGCGCGAGCAUCGUCGCGAUGUGGGAGAAAGGGGCGGGAAGAACGACGCUGCAUCCAGCAGCAGCAGCAGCAGCAGCAGCCGAAGUGAGGACGACGAAGACGUUGACGAUGAUGACCCGCUGCACCUCGAGGAGGAGCAGAUGGUGUGCAGCAACGAGCAGCUCAAGCAGCAGCUUCAUCUGCGCUGGCGCCACAUCGGCCCCAGCGGCUGCGGGCUGCGCAACUUGGGCAACACGUGCUUCGCCAACAGUGUUCUCCAGGCGCUCGCCUACACACCGGCUCUCGCGCAGUAUUUCGCCAAAUCGUUUAAAGCCCCGUGCUCAAACGCUGUGGGAGCUUCGUACGACUUCGCGUACGCAUUGGGUGAGACGGUGCGGAGGAUUCACGCGACGCCGAGUGGGGUGUACCGCCCGGCGCUCAUCGUCUCCCACCUGAAAUCUCUCUCCCCACAGUUUGAGUUGGGCCGCCAGUGUGACGCCCACGAAUUCGCGUGUCACCUGCUUCAUGCUUGCAAUCGCUCCAUUUUGUUCCGCCAGCUUGGCUCGACAAAGGUGCCGCUGCGCAUAGAGCAGACAAGUGCGUUGCAGCGCAUUGCUGGCGGCUGUCUUCGCUCUGUGGUGUCGUGGAACCGGCGGGAAGAGAUCCAGCGCCUCAUGAAUGCCGGCAAAGUGCAGGACGCGAGUGACUUGAAAAUGAACAAGCGCGGCAGCAGCAGCAGCGAUGUGCUAGAAUCUAAAACGUACGACCCCUUUGGUAUCCUUAAUGUGGAGGUCGAAGGGCACACGCUGAGCCACUGCCUCGCGAAGCUCUGCGAGAAGGAAAAGCUGGACGGACGCAGCUACAUCAGCCCCCGCGGGGUGGGCGUGCAUGCCACAAAGCAGUUUCGGAUCCACAAAUUGCCAUAUGUCCUCAUCAUCCACCUGAAGCGUUUUGACUGCAUGAACCGGAAGGUGAACAAGUAUGUGCAGUAUCCAAAGGUGCUUGAUAUCGCCCCCUUCUGCACAGAGGAGGGCUUACUGCGGGCGACGAAUCGCCGUAGGAGCGCCAAGAGCAAAGAAGGCUCUGCGUGUCUGUAUGAGCUCAAUGCUGUUUGCGUUCACGAGGGCAGAUCUCUCACCUAUGGCCACUACUACAGUGUCGUACGUGCUCGCAACGGCACAUGGAUGUUGUGCAAUGAUGAGCAUCUGUCCCACUGCAACGAGGAGGAUGCGCUUCGUCAGCAGGCGUACAUGCUCUUUUACACCAUGGUGGAACAGCCCUCUUCCCAUGCAGCUGACGCCCGCAAGAUGAGUUCAGGCGCCUUGCAGGAAUGGGGAAAACACCACAGGCCGACAUCAGCACCAGCAGCAAUGCCGAGUUAUGGAAAGGAAGACACGGAAACAGACAUCGGGCGUCAGCUGACGGAUGAGGAGGUUGAGAGGAUAAGAAGGGAGAGAAUAGCCGCACGGCAGGGCACGCUGCAUACCGCCAAUGGCAAGGACAAGGCAAUGUCACGCCACUCAAGUGAACAGAGUAAAGAAGCUGCAACCGCGGGGGAGCGACAGGCAGGAGAGAAGGGGUACAGCAGUAGCAACGGGGACGACGACAGCGACGGCAACGGGGCGGCGGAUGAAGAAGACAUAUUUGCAUCAACCGUCGCCACUCCUGCCCGGAAGGAGAAUACGGCGUCGCGCAACGGGCAGUCCGGCGCAAUGUACCGCGGCAUCAUUAAAGCCAUCCAUCGCCCGGCGCUGCCGGCAGCAGCACACACGGCUGAGGCCGGCAGCCGCGUUGUUGGCCCCCGCGCGGCGGCAGCAGUGCAGGGGAUGAGGCAGCAGUCGCUUUCCACCACCGUCGCCCGCCCGCUGCACGCGCCCAAGUUCCAGCAGCGUGUGCGUGACCCGCUGUGGGAGAUCGAGAUGGACCGCGGCCGCGUGAAGCGGCUUCGCACGCGGCGCGACGACUACGACGGCGAAAACAAAUUCCAGAAGUCCGACAUCGCGUUCGACAGCCGCGGGAGGCGGCGCCGUGAGAAGUGA
Messenger RNA from Trypanosoma grayi, 2157 nucleotides. Its product is annotated as putative ubiquitin hydrolase, putative,cysteine peptidase, Clan CA, family C19. The record is from RefSeq and is a predicted model, not a curated record. Gene Ontology annotation, molecular function: cysteine-type endopeptidase activity; cysteine-type deubiquitinase activity. Bases 1 to 2157 code for a protein of 718 amino acids. Gene Ontology annotation, cellular component: nucleus; cytosol. The transcript has a single exon. NCBI's taxonomy places the organism in Eukaryota, Euglenozoa, Kinetoplastea, Trypanosomatida, Trypanosomatidae. Gene Ontology annotation, biological process: protein deubiquitination.